Molecule: messenger RNA, 672 nt
Organism: Parnassius mnemosyne (clouded apollo)
Lineage: Eukaryota; Metazoa; Arthropoda; Insecta; Lepidoptera; Papilionidae
Source: the annotation of a GenBank genome assembly
AUGGGUAAACCAAAAUAUGAUCCGCCUACACCGUCAUUCCCAUACAAAAUACCCAGGAGAUAUAACAUGUUAAGCGUUCCAAAGCGGUAUGUUGUAGACACCGGAGAAGGAUUACCAACGCUGUCGACCACAGGGGUGAGAAUAUCUGCACUGAAGGCUCAUAUAUCUGACAGGGUUAAUGACGCAUCAUGGCCAUAUAUACGACGGCUACUACACACAAAACGUGCUUACAAAAAUCGUUUUAGUGCCGAGCGUUUGGAACGCUUGGACCGUAUGAUAGAAGCCGCGAAUGCAACAAUGUAUUCAAAGCUUGCUAACUGCGUUCUCGACUUGAAGAAACACGAUAAUAAAGACGUAAAGAAAAAGAGAGGUUGGACAGAGAGUGAGUGGAAGAAACAUAUGGAUUAUAUCGGUCAGAUCGCCGGCCCUAAAAAAGAUUUUAGACCGCCGCCAUUAAAGAGAGGGCCACGGAAACCAAUUGAAGCUCUAUUGCCUCGUCUCAAUGAAAUUAGCGUCCCACCACAAUUCAAGGUGUACAAAAGGUUAUCUCAAGAAUCAAACUAUAGAGAUCCCGUUAAGGUACCACCAAACGCAUUAAAGUAUGUGAUAACAGACAGAGUGAAAAAGCUAGCUAUUCCGAGAGUUAUUCCGCAGCCCAUUACUUUUGAUUGA